Messenger RNA from Pocillopora meandrina, 18040 nucleotides. NCBI's taxonomy places the organism in Eukaryota, Metazoa, Cnidaria, Anthozoa, Scleractinia, Pocilloporidae. The record is from the annotation of a GenBank genome assembly.
AUGUCAAGAGUUCUCUAUUUUAUUGGUGGUAUGUUUAAUCUAAGCACCUACUGCUGACUGAAACGAGUGGACUUACGAGUUUAUGACUUAAAGUUACGAUAAAAUAUAAGGCUAUAAUCAUUGUUAUUCAAUUUGCCUCCUUUAAUGCAGAUUCUCCGUUUGAAAACCUCCCUUGCGGCACCCGACAAAUGUCAAGGAUCGUGGCAGGUGAAAGUGCUAUUCCACACUCAUGGCCUUGGCAGGUAGAACUUCUUAUCAAGGAUGAAGCUAGCGGACAGUUCAUCUUUAAAUGUGGUGGAACACUAAUUACGCCUUUCCACAUUGUGACAGCUGCUCAUUGUGUCUUUGGUGUUCCCUUUCCAGAGUCAUAUGAAGUUCGACUCGGUAAGAGAACUUUUGAAAACUGACUAUAAUUAUUCAAAAGCCUUAUCUUCAUUCAUUGAAAUCUUUUCUCCUUAUUAUUAUUAUUAUUAUAAUUAAUUAAAAUCACACUAUGCAAAUCUUUGUCAAAUUUAAGAAUAAAAGGUGCUCAAAAAAGACAUCCCUGAUAGUCUGUUUUUUUGGGUUUUUAUUUUUUAGCCUUUCACAAACUUGCAAAAAUCAAAUUAUCAUUUUAGCCUUUUAAUGAUAUCUUUCUAAAAAAUCAGUUUUGGAGUGGGUAUAAAUAAGUUUAAGCAGUCUUCAACAUAGUCUUUUGUCUAAUUCAGGCAAAAGGAAGGGACUUUUCAAAACACGUACAUGUACCUGCAAUUUUAAAGAUUUUCAAUCAAACUUUAAUUAUAGAAUCACUUUUAGUAAAGAAUUACUUGAAUUCCAGGACUGCAACCACAUCAUUAAGUACUAUAGACCUGUUACAAAAUAUGCACAAUUUAACCAAGAUUUGGGUUGAUCAGAGGAGAGGACUUGAAAGAAUGAGAAAACCACUGCUCUCUUAACUUUUUGAGAAAUCAGGAUUGUAAGCUGGCAACUCAUUAGCUAAAAUUGUGUUAUAUUUAAAUUAUCUUUUACAGGUGUUCACGAUCGUUCAGUGUCAGAUCAAGUGCAAAGUAUUAAUGUCUCAGAGAUUCACAUUAACAAAUUAGCCAUGACAAAGGGGUUUGGCAAUGACAUUGCAUUGAUAAAGCUCUCUCGUCCAGCUGCCCUUAAUGCAAGAGUUGGUUUGGCUUGUAUGCCAAGUGGAAAAAAGACAGACCGAGUUAAGCCUGGCACAAUGUGCUACAUCACAGGUAAACAAUGAGUGGAUGAACAUUGUUAGGUCUAGUGCAUGUUAAUGGUCUAGUAAGGUCAAAGGGAGGAUUGCCCCCAAAAAAAACUUUUUUAUAACUCCUACUAUUUUUGCAACCAUAAUAUCAUUAUUUUCACCUUAAUCAACAUCACUGUUAUAGAAAAUCAAACUAAUUCCCUUAGCUUCAGGUGUCAAGGGUUCCUCUUAAGAUCCUUGCCAUACCCAGGGCUCGAAAUUAGCACUCACAAACUCGCGAAAUGCGAGUGGUUUUUCAAAGUUGCGAGUCUAAAAAAUAUCAUCUAGCAAACUAGGUUCCUUCUUUUGCUAGUAAAAAAAAUCUUUCUAGCAAAACUUUGCUAGUAGACAAAAAAGUUAAGUUCGAGCCCUGCAUACCCUGUAUGGGCAAGCUUUUUGUCAUUGUUAAUAUCAAUCCUUUUAACUCCUGAGAAUGACUGGCAUCUUAUUUCUCCUUAGAGUAUCACUGCUGAGUAAAACAUUUAAGUUAUUUGAUAUAGUAAAAGAAAUAUCAUGACCAACCAAGGAAGGCCAUUACAUUUUCCUUGUCUUGUACAUGUACCAUAAGGAAUGUAUAGACUAACAAAUAUAGACAGAGAAUAUACAUACCCUUGUUAGGAUGUAAGGGGUUAAUGUUACACAACAUUAUUACUAUAAUUAUUUUAUUUAUUACUCAUUAUUUUCCCUUGUUACUUUAAUCAUGAAAUUCCAAUGAAUAAUUAAGCCACAACAUCAAUCUGAUGGUCUUUCCCUGAUCAAUGCUUCUUACCACAACAAUAUUGCAUUGAUGAUAGAGAUAUGUUUCAAAUAAAGUAUGCAUUCUCAACAUGCUCUUUUUAGUUCAUCCUCAAUGAUUUUUAUCAGGCAUUUUAUCCCAAUUACACAGUAAUAGGAUUUAAUAUUAUUGUCUUUAGGGGUGGUUCAUUAUUUGUCUUUUUUUUUUUUUUAAGCAUUUCAUAUUAUUCCCUUAACCCUUUACAUCCUAACAUCAGUAAGCAUAUUCUCAAUACUAUUCUCUAAACAUUUCCUAAGGUGCUGAAAAGGUGAAUUUGUUAAAUGAUCAAGAGUUUUUUCAGCUGGAGAUUAUUUCCUCUAUUCUUGUGACCUUUAUGUUUGAUUCAAGGGUGAUACACCAAAGAGAAAUUAGAUGGUUAAAUUUUAACUGUUAAAUGCAAGCACUCAGUGUAGGUUUAAAAAACAAUUAGGAUUUUAUUUGUUCUCACACAAAUUAUUGUGAAAUGUUUGCUUACAAUUAAACUUAAACUUUAUCCAGGCUGGGGUAGUUCUACUUUCCAAGGCAGCAAAUCCCAAAUCCUUAUGCAAGCCAAGAUGCCCAUUGUUGAGUACAAUACCUGCGCUAAAGCCAACCAACCCCUUGGUGAAGUUGUGGAUUCACUGAUGCUAUGUGCAGGGUACGGUGGGAACAGCAGAGUAAGUGGAUGCCACGGAGACAGUGGUGGACCUCUAGUUUGUCAGGAUGAAUCUGGUUUAUGGACACUUCGUGGUACAGUUAGCUGGGGGGAUCAUUACUGUAAAGGAGGCCCAACCUACUCUGUGUUUGUAAGAAUCAAUAGUUAUGUUGAGUGGAUCAAAUGCAAGAUGACUUCACAACCUCUGCAACCACGUAAGUUUAAAAUUGAUGAACAAAGUUGAAGAAUUAUUUUCAUUUCAUAAAGAUGUCUCUCUUGAUCAACAAUUAAACACAUGACUGUUUAAGCAAAAUGCAUGGAAUUGCACUUUGUCAAUAACCAUUGGUUCAAUUUUAUUGCCUCAAGCUUAUUAUAAAUACCAUAAGAUAUUGACUUCUUUUUAACCAUGCACAAGGGCUGCAUUAGGAAAUAUUAGCCAGUGGUCAUUGAAGCACAAGCGCAGCAAGGUCCACAAAAUUUUUAGAGAGUAAUUUUUUAAAUGGCAUUUGGACUAACCUUGUUUAUUUUAUGUAUAAAAAGCACUUCUGGUUACUUGAAUUCAAAGGACUUCAGUGUCGUGACAUGUUUUUGAUGACACAAGCAAUUCAGAGAGAACAAACUUCCCAAACUUUCAGCAUCAAAUCAUAACUGAUGGUUUUCAUCUUUAGCUGGGAAACCAAAAUGUAUUGAUAAAAACCUCUAUACCAUUAUCUGAAGAGCAACUGCACCGAACUGGAUUGGAGUUGGCAAAUUCUCCUGCUUCAAAAAGAGGAUCUUAUUUGCUUAUGAUAUGAUGAAAUUUAGUUCCAUAGCAUUUUUUGCCAGAUGCAAGGCUUUUCCCUUGAAACAACCAACAGAAACUAAAUCAUUCCUUACUGACAAGUACCUGAAUAAUAAUUCAUCUAUUCACUUAAAAAAUUUGAUAAGGCUUUGUGUAUCAUAAAUUAAUGGAAAUCAAGUCCACCUAUUUUAAGUCUGGUUUUCACUAGUGACGCAAGCACAAGGGCAAGCACAAGGGCAUGUACAUGUACAUGUACAUGUACAUGUACAUGUACAUAACAGCUCUUAUUUCACUGCAAAACUGGCCUUGAUGCAAGCAUGACCACAAGCACAUGCAACAGCCAAGGAUCAAAAAUUUUCCUUUCUCACCUGCUUGUGCUUGUCAAGGUUUGUUUUCAUUUGGCAUGUUAACUUUAUACUUUGGUUUUUGCUUACACUUGUGCUUCCAUCACUAAUGAAAAGAGGGCUUUGAAUUAAGGUUAAUCACCAUUUUAUAGCUCAGACUCUAUGUCAGCUGCUUUUUGUGUUUGUUUUUUAAAUGGGAACUGAAAGAUGAUCUACUCUGGCUAUAGUUUACAAUCCCAAUGUUACAAAAAUCAAUGUUACUAUACAGAUUGUGUCUGUGUUAUCUGCCUCACCCUUGAACUCAGUCCGGCGGAUAACUCAGACCUCGGCAUUGAUAAUUCAUGAUAUCGUACUCAACCUCAUCCAAUAAUUUCUUAUAAACGUUAACUAAAACAUAUUUCUAGCACAAGGAUGUGUAGACACUCAUGACUACUGCAGCACUUGGGACAAAUACAACUUCUGUGAAAACUCCUACUUCGGCAAUAUGCUGAAAACGUUUUAUUGCAAGAAGACCUGCAACGCUUGCUGAUAAGGUAAACAUCAGUUUUUAAAAUGAUUCUGUUGGUAGUGUAUUUUGAAUUCAACAUAGAUAUAAAUGUCCGGAAUCAACACGCCGAGUGGUGGUUUGAAACAUAACAUUUUGCCUUCUUUGUGUUAUUAAUUUCAUUACAUACCAUUGCAUUACAUACCCUACUUCCAAUCCGAUUGAUAAGCUCCAACAUCAGUCUUUUUUUUCUGAAAUAUUAAGAGAUUUUUGACAUUAAAAUCGUCUCGCUUUUGAGAUUAAAUUUUAUUUAGUUGCGUGUGUUCGAGAAAAUCCCAUAGAAUGCCCAUCACUCGGUAGUCUGUGCAAAAAAACUAAAUCUCUUCCCCCUCACAUAGGCGCCAUCUUGCAGAAAAUAUCCCAGGCGUUUUAUUUUGUGACGUAGCAAUUUGAGGAAGACUAGGAACUAAACUUCCGGGCUUUACACGGGUGGGUGACAUACAUGUACAAACCAGAUUGAAAAAUUAUGUUGUUGAAUGAAUACAGUAAUUCCUCUCUUUGCAACGCAAAAAAUUAUAAUAUUUAUAAAACAGACUGCCUAGAUAUAAGGGUUAAUUGCAACAACGUCGAAAUAGCAAAGCGUGGAUUAAUGGCUUGAGAUUAAAGGCUUUUCUCUACGAGUUCUCAAUAUCAGGUUGAAAUUUUCAGUCAUCCCUGAAGGAGUUAAUAAAUAAUGGUAAUUGAACUGAGUGGAGUGCAAUUUGGGCUGAAAUUAUACGCGUGAUUUAAAAAUCGAACGAGCGCGCAGCACAAGUUCGAUUUGAAAUUAUAAGUAUGAUUUCAGACCAAAAUUGCACGACACGAGGUUCAAUUACCACUUUAUUACAUCCAUUUCGAAAUUACCGAAAUACAGGAUUUGGUCAGUUCAAAUAUUUUAUUGAUGCAGUACUGAGCCGGUCUGAAAUUAAACUCGUCCAUUUUUGGGGGGGAAAAAGUAAGAGUUAAGAAACAAAAGUUGCAAAAUUUGCCACAUGAUACUCUUUGUCUUUCAUUUUCCUGCAAUUUGAUCGGUUACUUUAAACAAACCUUAAAUCUGAUUGGUUUUGUUUUUUGUGUAGCCUCCUCGUUGGCUGGGAAAAAGAUGCGAUUUAAAGCAAAAAAUGGUGCGAUUCGUGAAUAAAUCGCAUAAAUUAGAGCCAAUCAGAUUACAGGGACCACCAGUGAUUUCAAAAUGGGUGUAAUAAAUGGAUAAAUUUACUGGUAUACUCUGAUUAUUAAAAACAAUUUCAACUCAUGAUGAUUUUUUUUUUUGUUUUAUUUGGAUUACAGUUACGUCCAUGUUCACCAUUUGACGAUAGAUGUUUCCCAAAGGAUUUCAAUUUAUUUUGCUUUUGGUCCAUGUUUGUUUGUAUUCUGAGUUAUACCAUGACAAUAAACAGAAAGGUUAUCUAGGGAAAAUCCAGACAGAUACCUUAGUCUAUUAUGACUUGCAUGUGGCCAUAAUGCACCUCAUAACGAUACGUAUAAAAUGAUUCUGACAUUUUUUUCUGCAAUCUUACCAUUUAAGAUGUUCUCAGUUAGAAAUUUCACGUACGUACAUUCUCUUUUUAACUAAUUUUGUUCUAAGUACGUAUUAAAACAAGAGCCCAUGGACUCCAGUUGAAAAAAAUGUCUCAUUACUCCAAAAGAUUGCAAGUCUUUGAGAGGAUGGUGACGAAAUUGUGAGUCGUUGAAGGUUUCAUAGAUGCUAGAAGCCAAUGUUUAAUUUUUUCCCAAGACGUUACCUCUGACUUGUGCGCAGCCACACCUGCAUGAUCGAAACUCAUCUUUCUGGAUGUCACUUCGGUUAUGCAAUGCAACACAAGUAUGAUGACAAUAUAAAGGCAAAAAGAUGAAGAAUGGAAUUAUAAGCGAAGAACAAAGGAAAAAAAAUCCUGAGCUUCGUGGACUGGAACCUUAAACUUUUGCGACUAUCGACGAAUUUCAAAGCUUCGCUAGAUGACUUGAAAAACAAGGCAAACUUUUUGGGCGGGCUUGUCGAUUUUGAAAGGAUGAUGGCAUUCACGCCAAUCAUCUGUCACAAGCGUGGGAAGCCCACUAAAAUUGUCAGUAUAAACUAUUGCACAUUUUCUUGAGUUCAAUUAUGGUUAGUUAUGUACAUUCAAAUGUUAUGAUUAAAAGCUUGAGGCUAUGAUUCCAAGCUGAGCACUAUGCAGCCCGCCCCCGCCCCUCUCCCCUUUUCCUUAUCAACCUACCUCGUUAAGCUUAACUGAAAUUUUAUUUUCGGCGAUAGUUAUUCAUGCGUAUCCCCCUACUGCGAAUUAAUUUCGAAUGUAUGGCCUCAAAUGUGAUGCGGGUAUAAUUUUAAGAUCAUCGUCAAUCAAUGCUGAGUAAAUGUUUACCUUGAUAUCCUAAAGCAUUAAGGGACAUUUGAUUAAAACUGAGGCCGUGUGCCACUCUAAAUGACGUUUUAACCACCCGUAAAGCCAUUUUCUAGUGUACUGUGCAUUUGUAUAAUAGGAAGAACCAAGCUGUCCAAAUAUGCCGUGUGACAACUCACAGUUAAAACUUCUCAGUCUGCAUUAGUCAAAAACUUGCAUUUGUAGUUUGAGAAGUUUGAUCGGCAACAAAUAAUUGCAAUGAUUUUAACACCUACAUCGUAAUUGAUUUUUUUUACAAAAACAGUAGACGUCACGCAAGAACAAUUCCAUACGGCCUCUUUUGAUCGUUCAUAUCCACAUUAUAGCUUUUAUAUCGGCCUUAUUUGUUUGAACAACUCCCUAGGAACGACAAAGAAAAGUCGUCUCACAAUGAUCAUUCACUAUGAAUGAUGUUGAUUUUGAGCCUAAAGCAAUUUUCAUUUGAAAGGAUUCUUUACUUAAAAUGAAACACGUAGUAACACUACUAGGAGCAGUAUUUUCAACAAGCAAAAUGGUAGUUGCGGUGGUGGUUUUUCUGGCAAUUUGCUUAUUGCAGCUCAAUCAAGGUGAGACAUUUCUGUAGCUUACUUUACGUGAUUGAAGAAUACAUGUAGGGACAGGCAUAUUUUUUUGAAGUGCAAAUUCGUCAUAUACCACGUCUAGUCGUCAUAUAAAUGUAAACUGGUUAUAUCUCUUAACUUAAGUGUAAAGAAGUAGAGUAAUUCCUUUCAAACUACGCAGUUCGCUCAUUCCUUUACCCCUGACGCGUGAUAGCGUUGAAAAAGCAAAAGAAAUCAAAGGACAUCGAAAAAGGCGUCAUGAAACAAACUGUUUUCGAGAACUGUAAAAUAGUCAGACACUCUAUGGAACUUUGACCAUCAAAAUUUGACGGUAAUGACUUAUAAAUCGAUGUUGUUUCACCUUUUUUAUUAUCAAGGGUUCUCUUUAAACGGAUGAAAAUGCUCUUUUAAACCGACAAUCUUAGUUACAAAACUAUUCCAAUGCCUCAUUCAUCACCCAAAUACAAAUAUUGUCGCACCUAUGUGAUUUGUCAUCGUACUCCUAACCUAAGCGUUUCAUUGAAAAACGUUCAAGUUGUGCAUUAAGAAAAAGUGGCUAGUGUAGAAUCUAACGUUUGUAGCUAAAAUGAGUGUCUAAUUACCAAAUUGGUAUGUUUUUUUUCUUUUCUUUUAUUACUUUAUCUCGGUUUCUUUCCCACUUUAUCUCCAACCUUCAACAUUUCUUAACGUUAUAUUUGUAUCAUUCAUUUGCACUUUCCUCUUUCUUAUUAUUUCUGUGUAUUUAUUUUUUUGCCUUAUCAAUGAUGCUCUAUUUACCUUUUAUCAAUUAAUUUUUUUCGCUGAAAGCGUCCUCAUUUAGCGGUUGUGGACAGCGAAAUCCGUCGUCUCGCAUUGUUGGAGGAAAGGAAGCCAAACAAGGUUCCUGGCCCUGGCAAAUAGAGCUCCUAGUGUCACAACCAUCAGCUGACAAUGACUUGAAACCAGUCUUCUCUCAUCGUUGCGGAGGAACCUUAAUUGAUCUUCAAUGGGUGGUGACAGCUGCUCAUUGCGUUUUCAUGUACCCCACCCCAGACCAUUAUAAAGUUGUCGUAGGUAAGUAAACAUAGUAGCUUAUAGUCCUCCAGUUCCUUCUCUUCGUGGUCAGGCGUUCGAUAUAAUUUAUGUUUAGAAAUGUCCCUACAACUUUAUCAGUAUUUUUCAUCCCUUCCUCAGCUAAUACGCAGUCUCUGUCUCCAUAUGCUUCUCCUGGUCCUUAAUUAUAUGCCUCUUCUUCUUUUCUGUGAACUGAUUUAUGAGAGUAUAUUUGACUUCUUUAGUCAGGAGUGUUGAGUUGUUCAGAAAGAGAAUCAAUACCAUUCGUGUACCAUGGUUAAUUAAGUACACUCCAAAGAGGGGUAAAGCCGCCUCAGCUGACGGCUUGUGUAUGGGCAACUAAUGACAGGAUCGUAUUUUAACAGGACAGACACAUCGAACUGAAGUAAAGGAGCCUUACGAGAACAAAGACGUAUACGAUGUGGCAAGCGUAAGGAUCCACGAAGAAUAUAUGACUCAUGGCUACGGCUUUGAUGUUGCGCUGGUGAAACUAGCAAGACCUGUUAUUUUAGAGCCUGGAAGAGUCUGGCCAGCCUGCCUUCCUGAACAAGGAAAGCGGGUGUCUGUUGGAAAAUUAUGUUUCAUCACUGGUAAGUUUCAGAGUGUAAAUAUGUUAGCCAAAACUACCUAAAAAAGUGCAUAAUUUCACUCCGGGUCCUUGUUAGUGAAAAUAACACUUUACUUACAGUAUGGAACAAUCUGCCCAAGAGUGUUAAAUGUACUGACUCUUUUCCAAGUUUUAAACUAGUUUUAAAGAAUAUUUUUAAGGAGUACUGAUAUAUGGUUUUUAAAUAUAAUUAUCAUAUGCAUUGGGAUAUAACUACAAUUUUUUAAAUUCUUUUAAUAUCAUUUUUUAUAUUGCAAUUAUAUUCUGAAAAGCCUCAAUCGGAGAAUUCAAUAAAGCAUAGUUAUGAAGGAGCUGUAUUCAUUUGGAAACAACACGAUAAGGCUUUCAGUGGAGAUAUUUAUUAAUAGUACACGUGAAUGAGUGAGGCAUGUGAGAUGAACUUUCUAAUUGUCCUUGAAUUCGUAAAACAGAUUCAAUGUGACAAAUACCUGCAGGCCUUUCUCACCAGACUUACGUAUCAGCAAAAAAUACAAAUACCAGACUUAACUCCCCUGUCAAGAUUUGUACCUCGAAGCUUCCUCUUCGGAUAAGCCUAGAAUGGACAACUUCCUAAUGUUACUACAGUAAUAGAUUGCUUUCGCAAGUUACUUCAGUGCUUAGGUUUGAACUUGAGAGUCCACCUUCCUACGCUAUGGUCCGGCGGCACGCUCACCUUAAUUACUUUUACGUUGGACCUCGGAACCCCGGCCUCCCUUUCUCUCCCCUUCAUUUCCUCUCCCUCCCCCUCUCCAUAAUCCCCGUGUAGUAGUUAGUCUCUCCAACCAAACAUCAAACUGGUCAGUGGUGUGUCCUUGAAUAAGGUAAUCUUAAGGAUGAACUCCUUAGAAAUCUGAAGAAGCUGUUUAGUAUCCAGGUAGUGGAAUCGUGCAUACUGAAUACUGUUCACGCUCUAUCGUUCUAACUUCACUCUUUUCUUUUGCCCAAGGCUGGGGCAAAACAUCGUCGAACUUGAACUCUGACUUCUCGAAAGUUCUUAAACAAGCUAAGAUGCCAGUUGUAGACUACCAGACCUGUGCUGCUGGAAAUGCCAACUUGUCUUACGCCAAAGUGAACGAUGAAACUAUGUUGUGUGCUGGUUACGGUGGAAGUAGCGUGAUCAGUGGUUGCCAUGGUGAUAGCGGGGGACCUUUCGUCUGUCGGGAGCGCAGACUUUGGGUCUUAAGAGGAGCUGUAAGCUGGGGAGACCAUCGGUGUAGAGCUGGUUCGACAUUCUCUGUUUUUACUCGGAUCAGCACAUUUGUGGAUUGGAUCUCCGCCACUAAAAUAAAACCAGAACAUAUGCCUGGUAAGAUAAACAGGAUCUUUAUAAUUCCUUCUUUGUCGAUUAAAAUAAAUUUAAUAGAGAAUGUCAAAGUUUUGAUCCAACAAAGUGUUACAGAUACCAAGAACUGAACAUUUCAAAUUUACUCUUGCCAAUUGCAAAAGGAUCCGUUGAGAAUAGUAAGUGAUUUAUCCAUUACAUUCUGCAAUUUACACAAAACUGUAAAUGGUUAACUUAAACCCACCAAAGUUGAGAACAGCUUUCUAAUCAAACUUUCCCAUGUAUAUUAACUCCGCCUGCCUUCCUCCCCAUAGGCGAGUCUUGCGAUGAUGACUUGCUGCAUUGUGGAAAGUGGUCCAAGGAAAAGUUUUGUGGAAUACCAUGGUAUAGGAACUACAUGAAGUUAUUCUGUCGCAAGAGCUGCGGACACUGUUCCAAUUAAGCCUUCAGCUCUUUCAAAGGUGUGAGCCACUUUGCGAAGGUCCUGUAUAUGACUUUCUUGAUUUUCCCCGUGAUGAAUGGGGCUUGAGCUUAAGUGAUAGACUUCAUCUUUCAAUCGCGUUUGUCUUUAAUUUUUCAGGUUCCAAACAUGGAAAGACAGAUAUUGUAUAAGGAACCUACAUUUAAAACAGUUCGUCUUGUUAGGGGCAUGGAAAAUACGUGAAGUUACAAUAAGUUACAAUAAAGUGACGCAUGACAACUACAGUAAAAUGUGAUAGACGUUAGUAGAGAGUUGUAACGUGAACCGGAAUAAAAAGCAACAAAACCUGAAGCAACACAAAUAAUUUUCAGAACAGCUUUUUUUCUGUAUAACCAAUUAAGCUAGAUCUGUAUUUACAUACCUCUUUCUUGGCUCAAAUUUGGUUUUACGGGCAAAUUUUAAACUCAAAUUCUCUGAUACAUGGCAAUUGUAAAACAGUGGAUCAUUAAGUGCAAGCUAUCCACAUGUCAUCAUCUCGUUGCAUGAAUUGAGUAAGAGAACAUAAAAUAACUUAAUAUAAGUGAUGUCACGUCAGAUAUACGCAUUCAGAUAAGUGAAAGUCGUCGUGACUGUAACUUCGUCAGGGGUCACUAUUGUAUCAGCCGGGAAGGAGUAGCCAGUCAAGAUUCAUUACGUGUGUAUAGGCGAUAUCUUUGCCGCGCUUCUCUCCUCGCGCAUGUCUCGCUACACGUGCUCGCCUCGCGUUUCCGUUGCAUACUCAAGCCCGUCCAACGUCGAUUUGGUGCGCCACGCAAUCCAAGAUGGCGCUUCGCAAAAUUUUUUUUGGGAUCACUUUCUAAAAUAGCUUAGACACCAGGCUCAAUUAGGUAACCAAGCCUUCUGAUGACAUAUUGCCAAUUCUUCACUCACCUCCCUUGACUGGUUGAAGUGCGAUUGGAGGGGGACAGGGAAGGGAACAUUCUUGUUACUUGCGCGGGAAAAAACAAAUGGGAAGUUAUCUAUUAACCUUUGUUCUUGUAAUUUUCGCGGGAAAUAAUAUUACCUUAUCUCGCUGCGCCCCGGUCAUAUAGGACUUCUCUGCCUUUGGCUAAAAUACGCUUUCUUCGUUAAUUCGAAACACUACUCUCGGUCAAAUGGAACCAAAGGGAAUUUCAAACCUAGGAAAUACUUGUUUUCUGAAUAGUGUCUUACAAGCUCUGCUCUCAGUGACAUGUUUUUCCGAAGGACUCGCUGGAUUGCAGCACAAUCGCAAGAAGUGCACCUCAUCGAGAACAGGUCUACCACUUCCAAAAUGCAUUAUCAGUUUCCCCAGAUGUCCAUGUCCAGGCAGUCCAGGGGUGCAUUAUUUCAUGACAACGUACUCUAACAAGUUGGGUAUAUAUAUAUAUAUAUAUAUAUAUAUAUAGUUAAUAUCACAGAAGCAAAUAAUUUCUGGUGUUAUCGCUAAUUGAGAUAUCAGAUCAAGAAAGUAUAAGCUUAUAUUUUAGGUAAAGGGCUUUUCGAGUUAUAUUUAUUUGUACGUUGUAAAAUUACAAAGCAAAACACUAAAUUUAGGUAGUAAAACACUAAAAUACUCACUUACCUUUCGGUCUCAAAACGUUUUUCACUUUACUGCUUUAAAAAUUUGAGAUUGUGUUCAUUACACGCCGAUAUUUCUUGUAAUUCUCCCGUGUGACGACAUGAACUAAUGGCAAAAAAAGGUCACGUGUAUUGCUGCUUCUAGCGUUACGUUAUAUUUUCAUUGUCACGCUAUCGGAAUGCGAACUGAGUGGCACUGUUGAGUGAUCCAAUUUCUCCAGUUUCUGUCUGUACUUAUGGGAUAGAGAACCGUGAUCGUAUUGUAUUUACUGUGGCUAACUGCAUCCAUCUACAUAUGGAGAAAAAAAGUUACACCAUACUUCAAUUAGCAGUUAUUUUCGUGUCGUGUCUUGGCUUAGAAGGUUUGUGACAUGUUAUUUCUACUGAUUCAGUACAGCAUUAAUUACGCACCUCUUGUUUGAUUUACUAGUCUUUCUGAAACUCGAUUCUCUCCUCGAACACAUUUUCUUAAAUUCGUUGGCACUUCUUUGAAGUUCUGAGCUUUCUAUUAUCACUGAAUUGAAAACAAAAGGGUUUGCUUCGAUCUUGCUAUCGUUGUAAUGAUUGUCGAUCCAAUUGUCGUUGAAUCGAUGAAGUAAGGAUCACGAAAUGCUUUCCUGUUGAAAAAUUAAACCGGAAUUGUGUGCUCAUUUUAAUUUUAGAUUAAACUCGCAUCAUUCCUUGCUAUCGAUAUCUCAUGACAACGAAAUCUUUGUCAGGCAAUUUUACUAGUCUACUUCAUCAUCGGCCGACUUUGUUCCCACUCAAUGUGUUUACUCAUUAAACAGUCGUUGUGUUUUGCAUGACACAAAUCUGCCCGAAAAUAAACGCAAAAGACUCUUGUCACCUCUCACUUGUUAGCUGCAUCAAUUAAUGCAGAUUUAACACAAAUUUGCGCAAGAACUAAACGGCAAACAUGCUCUGCCCAACGACCUGUAUUAUGAUUCUCAUGUGUCACUUGCGAUUAGAUAACGGCGUAAUAAGUGACCAACAGUCUAUAGACUGCACGAUUUUACGCCACUAUCUGUGUCGGUGUACAUAUUGUAAGAUUUUAAGCCUACUAACGGUGUAAAAUCUCUUUGUAUGUAUAUAUACCGACUGAAAGAAAUUACGCCGUUCGUUAUCGGUGUAAAAUCUUACGGUAUAUAUAUAUAUAUAUAUAUAUAUAUAUUACCGUCAAAUAUUACGCCGUGAGUUACAGGCGUAAAAUCUUUAAGUAUAUAUAACACCGACUGAGCCAAAUUACGCCGUUAGUUUCUGGUGUAAAAUCUUUCAGGUUGAAAAUAUACCGACUGAAUUAAAUUUUAUGUGAGUUGCUUUAAUACGUCAUAGGUCUUCAAUGAGAUGACAUGAAAAAUAUACACAUUUGUCGAUGUCUUGCAAGCUGUAUCAGUAGAAAGUUUGAGUCAGGUUAAAUGUCGUCAAAAGUCUUUGUUGAUCAGCCUCAUUAUUUUAGGUGUCGCAACGACAAAUUAAUCCAUAUAAGACCUUGUUUCUGUAAUUGACAAUCACAGCAGAGCUGCAUAAUACCUGUGAAUAAAUGUAUGUAUAACGUUUCAAACUUUCCGCAGAGGUUUAGAGAAGAUUUCAACUUCUCGAAGAAAUCUGAAUAGUUUUAUACUGUGAUAACCAGCCGGACAGUAAUGGACAAUAAUACUCUACCAGAGCUUAAAAUGAACGCUCAAAAUGCAAACGGUUCUACAGUCUCUGUGUAGUGAUAUUAAUCAUUCAUUGAAGCCAGCUUUCAUAUUGCUCACGGCAAUAGCUACUUCCGAAGAGGAGCGAAAAUUAAAUGCGAUGGGUAUUUAAUUAGUUAAAUUAAUUAGUUUAAAUAGCUCCUUAAUUACAUCUCUAAAUAGCAUGAUCCUAGUAAUUACUGGAUUCCUAAAUGCAUGUGUGGCGUUAUGUAAUGUGUCACGUUAGGUCGAGUGUGUGACAUCAUGACGUCAACAAAAUCACAUGAUAUGCGAGAAAAACCUCGUGCGAGAUAGUGUUUUUCUUUUGGUACUGAACUUUUACAGUGGACCGAUACUGUAUGAUUGUAGAUGUUUAGAUUCGGUCGGAUUAUUAACUGGUUCCGGCACAAUAAGGACAAAUUGCUAUUUAAAACGGACAACACAUGUCAAUACAUAUUCGAAACUUAAACAGUGAUCAUAUUGGACAGUGGAAUGAGACGGGUCUCCUUGGUGAGAAACAGGAAGCGAUGAUCAAAGUGUGAUAACCAGGUUGUUGACAACUCAGUAAAAGCUAGCCUGAAAUUAUAUAAUUAUCUAUAGAAAAUUACCUACCUUCAAAAAAAAAAAAAAAAGGGCAAAACAAAACAGAACAAAAGCAAAAAAAGAAACGCCUGGGAUAGGUAAAAAAUGAUAAUUCUUGCAAAAUAAUUGAAACCUGAUCCUUGUUAUCAACCUAAAGACUCGAGAAAUACGAUAAAGAGUCGGGAUGCAUAGGGCUGUAAAAGUAAAGGAGGCGGGAUAAAGUGGUACUCGGCGUAAUUUCAUUCAGUCGGUGAUAAAUAUACUGUUAGAUUUACGCCAGUAACUAACGCCGUAAUAUCAUUCAGUCGGUGUUACAUAUACUGUUAGCCGAUUAUACGUCAGUAACUAACGCCAUAAUUUCAUUUAGUCGGUGUAUACACAUACUGUAAGCCGGAUUUUACACUGGUAACUAACUACGUAAUUUCUUCCACUCGGUAUAUUUACAUACUGUAAGAUUUUACGCCGUUAACUGACGGAGUAAUUUUGCUUAGUCGUGAUAUACAUACUGUAAAAUUUUAUUGCGGUAACUAACGGCGUAAUUUGGCUCAGUCGAUAUAUAUAUACAUACAGUAAGAUUUUACGCCGUUAACUAAUGGCGUAAUUUUUACAGUCGGUAAUAUAUAUACUGUAAGAUUUUACGCCGUUUACUAAUGGCGUAAUUUUUUCUAGUCGAUACUAUACACUGUAAAAUUUUACGACGUUAAGUAACGGCGUCACUUCUUCCAGUUGGUUGUAUAUGUAAUAUGAAUUUUACGCCGUUAAUAUAAUUUUAUAUAUUAAUUUUUUAUAAUUGAUAUACCGACGCAGAUAGUGGCGUAAAACAUGUAAAAUCGAACAGUCUAUAGACUGUGUUAGUCACAUAUUACGCCGUUGUCGAUAUUUCCUUGUUCGGUUUAGUUACGCAGCGCGUUGUCUUCCCCAACAGCUGCGAGUGUGUUUAACUUCCCAGAUCCAAAAAUGAUUUCUCUUACCGCUGUACUUCCCUUUGGGAAUGAAAGAUCUGAAAUAAAGCCGUCGAGUCAAAGGAAAGAGCACAUGAAUGUAGUAAGCAGGAAAUACCCACAAUCACUCUGUGUUACAAGGCGUGUGCAAUAUGAAAGUGCUUUACUUAAAGGAAAGUAUAUUUUAACCACAGACUGCGGUCGUAGACCUCCGCUACCACGAGUAAUUGGUGGUGACGAAGCUAUUCCACACUCUUGGCCUUGGCAAGCAAGGAUCAUUCUCCAGGACAAAGAUGGAAAGUGGAACCAUAAGUGUGGUGCGUCCCUGAUUCAUCCAGAAUGGAUCGUCACCGCAGCCCAUUGUGUGGCGUUCCACCCGGAUCCAAGGAUAUAUGGGGUCAUUCUAGGUUUGUCUUAAAAUAUGUGUCAGACAAAUAAUGCACCGCUGAAGCAAUACGCACCCAUAAUGGUUAGGCAUAGGAUUUACGGCUAAAGCUGUCCCUGAAAUUCUGUACUAUGUUGUUCCCUUCUUCAGUGAGACAAGGCGAAAGGGUUUAAUUUGCAAGGCUACAAUGAUUUAAAAGCAAUUUAUCUGUGAGCAUAAUUCUCCCUUUUUUUCAUUGGUUACCGAGAAGAGGGCUCAAAGAGAAGCUCCUCAUUGAAAUCUGUCCAACACCUUUAUUUCUUUAAGAAAGUAUAGCUUCUUGCUCUGGGCCUCACCGAAACAAUAUUUAUCUUUUUCGGUCCACUUGGUAGACGCAUUCACGACUUGUUCAAUACAGAAAUGCACUUCGGCCGCCGAGGUUACAAUGAGCAGUACAUUCAAAAAUUUGGUUUUCCUGGCGGCUCCCAAAAUUUAUCCAGCUCAGAUGACCAACGAAUUAUAGAAGACGCGUUAGUCACAAAAUGCUCAAUAGAAUACUUCACCACAUACACCUUCCCCCCAUUCCAUCCGAAAUUCAUUUAGCGAAGGCAUAUUACAGUUGAAGCACGGUCUAUAAAUGUAUGAUAAAUAUGCAGUCAGAUAAAUAUAUGUCUGACGGUUUAUUUAUUGAUUAAUUGACAGGAGAUCAUGAUUGGGCGAAAAAAAAAGAACCAACAGAACAGUAUUUCGAGGUUUCACAGUUGUACGUAAACAGGCUAUAUCAAAAGUUCUCGGGAUAUGGUCACGACAUUGCGCUUAUUAAACUGUCAAGACCCGCGAUUCUUAAUAAAGAUGUGAAUCUUGUAUGCCUUCCAAAGCAGAACAACAGAGUUGCUAUUGGCAAGAUGUGUUACUUGACAGGUAUACACGUAAAUUUACCUAUUAUAGCAUAUUUAAGAUAAGCGAGUCUGAAUGAAAGUAUGUAAACACGGUUGUGACUUCGCCGCGCUUUCUGUGUUUACCAGAAAUAUUUUAUAAGGGCAUUAAGGGACUUUUUCAUGUUUACAUAACCUCGUGUGUUGGGAGAAUUUCGAAAGUUAUGCAAACCCGCAAACGUAGUUUUCCUCUCAACUGCUUUUUUCAAACGAUACCAGUCAUGUUUCUUCCAUAAUUUACGUUUUGUUGUCUUUCUUGGACAGGCUCUUAUAUUUUCUGUGUUUGACUUUGUUUUGUUUUGUUCGUCGUUCGUAGUUCGUCGUAUUGUUUAGUUAAUGUUUAAUGUAAAUAGAGUGUAAGAAAGGACGGAGAUGAGUUAAAAUCACACACGUUGGACAUAUAAUUUCGAUUUCCAAUCUUUCCUAGGAUGGGGAGUUUGGAAACCUGGAGCUCCCCCGUCCGAGAAAGCUCCAAAACUGCAGCAAGCUCGAUUACCCACAGUCAAUUUUUCAACAUGUUGGAUUGGAAAUUCUUUUUUCCAGCCUAUCGACGACGAAACGAUGCUUUGCGCAGGUUUUGGUGAAGGAAAAACUAUAAGUGGAUGCAAUGGUGAUAGCGGUGGACCUUUUGUAUGCGAGGAGGAUGGAAAAUAUGUUUUGAGGGGUGCUGUGAGCUGGGGGAUACCCGGAUGUCCAGGCGGAAGACAUUUUUCGGUUUUUGCCCGUGUGAGUUCUUUUGUGGAAUGGAUUGAAGAUCAUAUAAAAAAUAGCGACAUCUAUUAACUUAUCGCUCACGUAUCCCUAUUAUCUGAGUAUCUCAAGUAUCUUAAUGUCUUUAGUUCCCGUAAGAUUAUUUUCCAAGUGUGCAAGCUGAUUUCAAUCACAAAGGAAGCAACGAUUUUGAGUAUCUCAGGGGUAUGGUACAGCGACUACCUGCUCGGCUUUCCAGACAAAUGUUUAUAUAGCGUCUCUUAUUCUUGUUCGCUGUUUUAGAGGCAUUAGUGGGAGUUUUCCGAAGAAGAUUCCCUUCUAAACGUCUUCUAGGAAUUUAGGAGCAUACCGCACCAGAUUGUAUUAUUUUUCAAUUACUGUUACCUUAGCAAAUCAGGGGCAGUAAGGAGUGAGGGGAGCCAACUUCACUUCCGUACCCUCCCCUCCCUACUCGGUCACUUUGUAAUAGAUGUAUUGACGAAACUUGAAAACUAGCCGGCAAUCAGAGCAUCAGGUCUCUCGACACGAUAUACCUUGAAAACGACUCCUUCUUCAUUGAAGCAUGUCUUUUAUUUAGUUUAUCAAUUACUUUUAUCAUUGAUAUAGAACAGUGGGAUCACUCCUUCUCUUG